AUGGACUCCAAGUCACCUCACACAAGCGGCGCUGCUGCGAACGAGUCUCCCAUGCUCGAUUCCUCCUCCACCACCGGUCAUGACAACACCGAUCCCAACAAUCACCUUAUGGCAGGAACACCUCCUCCUUCCAGCGAGCUCUCGAUUGCGACCUUUGAGAGCGAUGCUUCCGAAAUCGUCCGGAUGGCUCGCCAAGCUCAGCUAACCCAAGUGCAGCAGGAGCAGGUGCGCGAUCUUUUCACGCUUGCUUCCAACUUUGUCAACGGUCAGGGCUACAGUAAGGUGUCUGAGGAGCAGCUCCGCCUCAAGGAGAAGGCUGAGGAGCUUCGGGAUGAGUUGGAUGCUACGAAGAAGACCUUGGCAGCCACUGGUCGUGAGCUUGGCAUUGUCAAGAUGCAGAUAGAGGACGUGUUUACAAUGCGGCGCGUCGCCUUUCGGCAGACAAUCUCCACUUGA
Molecule: messenger RNA, 456 nt
Organism: Colletotrichum chrysophilum
Lineage: Eukaryota; Fungi; Ascomycota; Sordariomycetes; Glomerellales; Glomerellaceae
Exons: 3
Coding region: 1-456 (151 amino acids)
Source: RefSeq, a predicted model, not a curated record